AUGAACCAAUCUUAUGGGUCAUUGUGUGCUAAAGAGGAGGGAAGCGAUGCCUUGGGUCCUAGUGGUGACGAAUGUGGUGACGAAUUUCAGGAUGGGGGAUUAGGGGUGGAGUCAGAGGCACAUGAGUAUUUCGGGGACAACUUCUACAACAACUGGGGGGAGAGAGCCGUCGACGGUAUUGCAGAGUUGGGGUGUAUUAAUUUCAAAGAACUACAAUUUGUAUGCAAAAUGAAUGGUUUUACUGUGAGGAAGAAUAAGAUUUGGCGAAAUAUGAAGAGUGAGGUUACACAACAAGAAUUUGUAUGUUUUUGGCAAGGGUUCAAAGAUAUGGGAUCCGUUAACGACGGCCUGAGAUGGAAACGUGAGCCAAAUGCGGAGACUAGAUGCGGUUGUGAGGCAGAAACGCGAGAAGUUCAAAACCACGAACUGCUGGAGGAUAGACUGAUCUUUAUGCUACCGGGGAAUAGGAAAAUAGAUGCAACCCCCAUGGAACAAAUGAAUAUGAUGCUGAAAGUUAGGAUUAAAAUGCCACAUAUUUAUUCAUCUUUUGUGCACACUGCCGAGGGAUUCCAAAACGUUCUGUUUCUAAAGAGAGAUAUGUAUAACCAGAUAGGCAAGGAAUGGAGGCUUAUAGGUGGUGAUGUGAUGUCUUGCCUUAAGUUCUUAGAAUCAACGCCGCAAGAGAAUCCAAGAAUGUAUGUGAGUUACUUGGCGGACAAGGAUGGUCGUCUGGUACACCUGUUUUGGUCGGAUAAUUAUAGUCAGCUGGAUUAUCGUUUGUUUGGGUAUGUCGUCGCAUUUGAUGUGACAUAUCGGAAGAAUAAGUAUAUGUAUCCACUGGUUGUGUUUUCCGGAAUCAAUCACCAUAACCAAACAAUUAUGUUUGCUGCUGUGCUAGUGGCAAAUGAGAAUGAUCAGACUUACACCUGGUUGCUUCAAUAG
Messenger RNA from Arachis ipaensis, 942 nucleotides. NCBI's taxonomy places the organism in Eukaryota, Viridiplantae, Streptophyta, Magnoliopsida, Fabales, Fabaceae. The record is from RefSeq and is a predicted model, not a curated record.